Galleria mellonella (greater wax moth) is the source of this 465-nucleotide messenger RNA. Its product is annotated as juvenile hormone epoxide hydrolase-like. The transcript is spliced from 3 exons. Bases 1 to 465 code for a protein of 154 amino acids. Gene Ontology annotation, biological process: epoxide metabolic process. The record is from RefSeq and is a predicted model, not a curated record. Lineage: Eukaryota; Metazoa; Arthropoda; Insecta; Lepidoptera; Pyralidae. Gene Ontology annotation, molecular function: epoxide hydrolase activity.
AUGCCCAGUGUGGGGCUCACUGAUUCUCCUUCUGGUCUUCUAGCGUAUAUCCUAGAAAAGUAUUCGGCUGGAACUCGUGCUGAAAAUAAAGAAUUAAAAGACGGCGGUCUCACAAAACGAUUUACCAGAGAUGAGCUCAUUGACAAUAUCAUGAUUUACUGGACAAGCAAUUGUAUCACCACGUCCAUGAGGCUGUAUGCUGACACGACGUCUAAGAGAGAGCUGUCAUUGAGAGUUAACGAAAUUCCAACCUCAGUGCCUACUUGGGUGAUUCAAGCGAAAAAUGAGAUUAUUUACCAGCCUCCGAACGUCUUACGGAUCAAGUACCCUAACUUAGUCAAUGUGACGGUAAUCCACGACGGUGGUCACUUCCUCGCCUCAGAGUUACCGCAAGUCUUCUCUGAUGAUGUUCUGGAAGCGAUAAAGACGUUUAGAGCUUUACUUACGAUCAAAACUGAGCUUUGA